Pichia kudriavzevii is the source of this 1545-nucleotide messenger RNA. RefSeq lists its product as uncharacterized. Gene Ontology annotation, biological process: aromatic amino acid catabolic process; L-tyrosine biosynthetic process. The transcript has a single exon. Gene Ontology annotation, molecular function: aromatic-amino-acid:2-oxoglutarate transaminase activity; pyridoxal phosphate binding; L-2-aminoadipate:2-oxoglutarate transaminase activity. The record is from RefSeq and is a predicted model, not a curated record. The coding region runs from base 1 to 1545 and encodes 514 amino acids. Lineage: Eukaryota; Fungi; Ascomycota; Pichiomycetes; Pichiales; Pichiaceae.
AUGUUCCAAAUAGAGAGGUGUGGACACUACACGACUCUGUUUCCUUGGAGAAAGGCUGUUGCCAUAUACCGUGUUGUUAUCUUCACUAUACCUCCAGGAGAGAACCUUGGAAUGAGUGCCGACGAGACUUUCCCACAUAUGAGCUUUCUUGCCGAGAGGGUGAAGGAGAGGAACCCUUCGUAUUUCUGGCUGAAUGUUCCAGAUGUCGACAAGCCACAUCCAAACCCCAUUUUUUUGGUUGGGGGUCUGCCAAACAAUGGCUUCUUCCCAAUCACAAGCACAAACGUCAACCUCAGAGACGUGCCAUUUCAACCUCAUGGUGAAACUGCGUUCGAGUGUGUGACGAGCUCCUCUGACAAGGGUAAACUCGACAUCAAGACGGCUUUGCAAUACUCUGACAAUGCGGGUCUGGCGCCAUUGUUGGACCAGAUCAGACAGUUUGUGAAGAGGGUGAUCAAACCCAGAAGAAACGACUGGGACGUUGUUAUUACGACAGGUGCUGCAGAUGGUAUUGCAAGGUGUUUUGACAUCUUUAUCAACCCCGGCGAGGUUGUACUGUUUGAGGAGUUUACCUUCACACCAGUUUUGGGGUCAUUGAAGGACAAGGGCGGUAUAGCUGUCCCCGUGCCAAUGCCAAAGGUCAAGGAGCAACAUAGCUUCGACUACUACGAAGAAUUGAAACAUCUCUUGGAGAACUGGGAAACAGAAAGACCUGGACUCCCAAAACCAAAGCUUCUCUACACCAUCCCCAACGGCCAUAAUCCUUUAGGAUUGGCCCAAUCUUUAAAACACAAGAAGCAGAUAUACUCAUUGGCACAGGAACAUAACUUUCUCAUCAUUGAGGACGAGCCAUAUGGUUAUAUGAACUUCAACAGAAACGAAGACUCAAGUAUCAAUUACAAUCCAACCAACGAUGACUUCGUCAAUUCCUUGCACCCUUCGUACACUACGUUAGACACCGAUGGCAGAGUUCUCAGGGUAGAGACAUACUCAAAAGUGUUUUCGCCGGGUCUGCGUUUGGGGUUUAUGGUGUUCAACAGAAACUUCUUGACACCGCUGACAAGAAGUGCAGAAACCUCAGCCAAACUUGCCAAUGGGUUGUCACAGCUGUACGUGAACAAUACCAUUCACGAAUUAGGCGGUAUUGAAGGCUGGAUCCGUUGGAUCAUCCAAGUCAGAAAUGAAUACUUUAGGAGAAAGAAUAUCUUUGUUGACGCUCUCCAACAUUCAGAGUCUUCAGAGAAAGGUUACAUUGACGUCAUUGAUCCAAGUUGCGGCAUGUUUGUUGCCUUUAUUGUCAACGUCGAGAAGCACAAAAGCUUCAAUGGGUCCAACCAUAUCGAGCUCAUGGAACAAUUUUAUGUGAAAGCUGCCGAAAUCGGUUGUCUGACGGUUUUGGGCCACAAUAUGUGCGUUGACCGUGAUUUCUCUUCUUCCAGGUCUAACUUUACAAGAAAUGCAAUUUCCUUUGUUGACACCCAUGAUAUUCUGGAGGAAUCUGCCAGAAGGUUAGACCAAGUGGCAGUUAGUUUGUUUGAAAGUUAA